UACGGGACCUCAUCAUCCAAAUCAUGACGAGCACACUGCGCCGAUUCGCUGACAAGAGCAUGUUCGGCACAAUCCCCCCCGGGGUGAAUCCGUUUGCUUACAUCCUCAAUCUCAUCACCCCCCAGUACUUUUUACCGCUUUCUAAAUAUACGCUAGGACUCUUGGUAUUUUUCUUCAUCGUUCAUCUGUUGAUUGCGUUAUUCUGUAUCGUAAUAUUGGUAUUACCCUACCUCCGUGGACGAAAACAAUCUCAAUGGUUUCUCAGGAGGCUAUACAUCAAAGAUCGCUCUGGGACGGACGUGUAUAAAACCACAUUGUUCUGGGUCAAUGGCGGGAUCCUUAUGACCACGUCCCAGUUGGUGGGCUCGGUAGCGACUCAAACAUUCAUCUUCAUUCAGAUCAAAGCCGCCAAGUCACUUAAGUAUGCAAUUCAUGCUCAGAUAGAACCUUCUUUGGGAGUCUUGAGCAUGUGCGAAAUGCUUACCUACUGGAGUUUGAUGCAUUGUUUUGUGGUAGCUGUCUACUAUGACCCUGAGACUCAUGGAGUUGUUGCGAAACGCUCGAGGAGAUGGACUCCAUCGCCGACCUUCAUCAACUUUCUGUUUCUUGGUUUCCCGAUCUGCCUCGUCAUUGCGAUCAUCUGUCUGUUUACAUGGCUAUCCAUAGUGCACAAUCGAUUCAUAGCUGAGGCAGUCAAGGUUUUGGAUGCACUCGGAAAGGGCUCGUUUGUUUGGGACCAACUGAACGCUCCGUCGGCGUCCGAUGAACAAAAAUUCCAGCUUACGACUCAGCUACUUCAAAUUGUAGCUGAGGCAAAGGGGCUAAGCGAAGACAUCAACAUUCACUCAAAGCAUUUGAUCAGUUGUUUACGCCAUUUCCAGUGUGCUUUGUUAAUGAUUCUUUCCGUCACUUCCCUGAUUUUUAUCUUUGUAUUUUCGUGCUUGGUCAAAAAAUUUCAACAAAGGCAGCGCCAAUCAGACCGUGUCUCAAGACAAUCAACAUCUUUUUGCAGUUGGCUGAACCUUAAACGUUUUUCGAAGACGAGCGGGGAGAAACAUCACCAGACGAAUAAUAGCUUGAUUAGUAUUGCGAGGUCCAAUCGUCAAUUUUUUCAUCUGGUCCUCAGGGCGGUGUCUAUCAUCAUCGCGAUGCUUACCAGCAUAAGUCUUUUUAUUAUAGGGAUUGUGCGAACAGGCGAUGUCGUCACAAGCUCUUACUGGCGAGGCGUGAUGACAUGGUUAACGACUGUGUCUGGUACCUGGUCUGCCAUCCCGGUUGCCUGGCAAUGUUGGACGCUAUACCGGGAGGAAAUGGGUGGACUGCCACAAGUCUCUGCAAAUGUUGCUCCUUCAACUGAAAAACCAACCCACCAAACAAAUGUCCCAACCAAGCCUUGGGACUGCGAGGCGCAAGAUCGAGAAAGCAUUACUUCGCAGGACAACAACUCCAUUGUUUCCUGUCGUGACUCGUCAGCAAUGAGAGUUCAGUAAUACUUGGAGGGAUUAGUAGCGGCUGUUGUUGCAUACUCAAAGCUUCUCUUGAGACUAACACACUCUUUG
Puccinia graminis f. sp. tritici CRL 75-36-700-3 is the source of this 1559-nucleotide messenger RNA. RefSeq lists its product as uncharacterized. Bases 24 to 1490 code for a protein of 488 amino acids. Lineage: Eukaryota; Fungi; Basidiomycota; Pucciniomycetes; Pucciniales; Pucciniaceae. The record is from RefSeq and is a predicted model, not a curated record. The transcript has 8 exons.